Colletotrichum navitas is the source of this 1682-nucleotide messenger RNA. RefSeq names its product transcription initiation factor IIF. The transcript is spliced from 4 exons. NCBI's taxonomy places the organism in Eukaryota, Fungi, Ascomycota, Sordariomycetes, Glomerellales, Glomerellaceae. Gene Ontology annotation, cellular component: transcription factor TFIIF complex. The record is from RefSeq and is a predicted model, not a curated record. Gene Ontology annotation, biological process: transcription initiation at RNA polymerase II promoter; transcription by RNA polymerase II. Bases 349 to 1443 code for a protein of 364 amino acids.
CUUCUUCAAACGUAGCUUACAGUGGAUAUUCAUUUCAAUAGAGUCUACUCUGUGCUCAUGUACUUUCAAGCACUCUACAAAGAACCUUGUACAGUAUUAAUCUGGAAGCCGCAGUCACCUCAACUCCUUACUUUAAUUGGAGGUGAAGCCAGGGUCAGUAUGUCACAUGACGUUGCGCUAGUUUUCAUACCCACCUACCAGGUAGGUAGGUACCUUGGGUGCUAUAGUGGGUAACUUUAACUUGGACUAUUCCUUCGUCAUUACGGAUAAACCCUCGACUUCACCCCGACUGAAUAUCGCGGGUUCCGCAACGCCAAAAGCACCUCCCCAUCAGAUCCCACUUUCAACAUGGCAGAAUCCACGUACAUCAAACCGGAACCGUUCAUCAAGCCCGAUCCUGAAGCGGUGACGGCCUCUCCCCUUGACGACGACGACCUGUACGAAGACGCCGGCGAUCUCGAGUUCUUCGACCAGUACAGCGACCAGGGCUCCUUUGGCCAAGCUUACUUGGCCCGUGUGCCAAAGGACUUGUGGGAAGCAUGGGACAGCCUUCCGGAUGACGCUGAGAUUGAAGUCGGCACGAUGCGACAGUGGGACGUUGUGCGCCCAGACGGCAGCGUUGAGCACCGCUUCAAAAUGCUACUCAACUCCGACCGAGCCGAGCAUCAACUGAUGCCCAAGGAAUACGAUCUAGAGAUGGGCAGGGAGCUUGCGCGCAGCACUUUUGUCUUCACUGAAGAGGACCUGCCUGGCUUCAAGGCGAAGUCCAAGGCGAGAACCGAUGCGGCCAACGCUGGUAUACCAGCCCGUUUCCUGCGGCCCAAGGCAGACAAAGUGGAGAAGAAGCCGUUCGAGAAGGGCCGUCGUUGGCAGCCCUACUACCGCAAGGCGAUUCCUAAGAAAACGAAGAUUGCCGCUAGAAUUCAGUACGAGCUUGCUUGCAAGCCUGUUGAUAACGCCGAGAGUCAAGCAAUCCUGCAGCGGAAGCAGCUCGAGGCCCAGAGGCCGAAGCACACGCUUCAGAUCAUGGAGCAGCGCGCAGCUAACAGCAUUAUACACCAUGGUUCGGCUGCUGCUGUGGAGAAGUUCGGCUCUUUCAUCAAAACAUCUGCACCCACGAAGGCCACAAAGCCCAAAAAGGCCGAGAACAGAGCUGCCCGUAUGUCGGAGGAACAGCUUCUCGACGGUCUCAUGGAGGCUUUCAGAAAGUACGAGUAUUGGAAAAUGUCAAUUCUCAAGGCCAGAUUCGACCAGCCCGAAGCUUUCUUGCGCCAGACUCUGGAGAAGAUCGCGGUGCUCAACCGGUCGGGUAUCCACGCCAAUGAAUGGUCUCUACAAGAGCAUUUGAAAAGUAUGGCUUCCGGUGCAACCAGCGAGACCGCCCCAGAAGAAGCCGCCGCUGAAGAUGACGAUGAGGAAGUGGCUAUGGAGGAUGUUGUAUAAAUGAUUGUACUGUUAUCACAUGGUUUGCGGACUUCAAAGCCUGAAAGGCAUUGCAUGGCGUUUGGAUGGGCACUGCUCGACUUUGUUCGAGGGUGGUUUGCUACUUUCAGGGAUCUGGAGACUUUGAUACCCUUGGAGCACUGGGCUACGACACGUGUCGAAAGACAUACUUGGCCGCUACUCGACGUACAGGCUUCGGGACGGGAGGCGAAUAGAUCACGCAUUUCGCGUUCUCGUUA